UUUAAUAUUUCUUUCUCUCUGCUUUUCGCCCUUCGCCCACCUAUUUUUCUUUUGUACUUCUUCCCGCGCUCUCCACUCUUUCUCAGGUCUAGAAAGUCUCUGCUUCGAGCGAAUUUCGAGCGACAGAGUGUCCUCUUUGAGUGUAGCCGUGUAUUAAUCUCACCCGCAUGCGAAGGGUUAAACGAAAUCACCCACCGCCUUCAUAUCGAUAAGGAAGAAACCCUCAAAGGCGACAGAUUUCUUGUUUCGAUACUGAGAUCGAGAACCGCACACACCCCGCAGGUGGGAAAUGCCCCACCACGAAUCACCUCCCAUGGCCCCCGCUAUCAUCGUCAAUAAAGCCGGUGCCGCUCCCCCGCCCUCGCAAGACGAGAUUUCCUCAAUACUGAGUGCGAUCUUCGCGAGCAAAACUUCACAUGCCUCUGUAGAAGCCUCGUAUGGCCUCACCACGCUCCUCCAGAACUCGGUCGGCUUUCGGGGACUCAGGGGAUAUGGCAUCCUCGACGAGAUCAAGAAGGCUGCCGGGGACAAGAAGAACCCUGUGCGGAGAGAAGGCGCCAUGAACGCGCUCGGCGCCCUCUUCGAGCGGUUCCCGCUGGCACAGAGGCUGGGAGAGGUGGUGCUUCUGGUUCAAGAAGAGGGGCUGGUUCCUUUGGCGCUUGAUGCUUUGGCGGAUAAGACUCCAACUGUUAGAGAGUCUUCAAAAUACGCUCUGGAUGCUCUGUUUGAAAAUUUGGGGCCUGAGGCCAAGGUCUUUGGGCUUCUGCCACUGCUGGUGAAGUACCUGGGUAAGAAGUCAGGGAAGUGGCAGGGCGCGGUUGGCGCGUUCGAGCUUCUAGGUCGCAUGGCGGAUAAGGCGAAGAUGGGGAUGGAGAGUUUGGAGGUUGAGAAGGAGAAGGAUGUGUUGCGGGAAGCGAUGGGGAAGCGGUUGGAGGGGCUGAUUCCGGUCGUUGAGGGCGGCAUGCACGAUCUCAAGAAUGAGGUCGCGAAGCAAGCUGUCAAGACGAUGAACGGUCUCACAACACUCCUCCAAAACGACGAUGUCGCUCCUCGGAUACCUCUCCUCAUCAAAUCCAUGGAAGACCCUUCUACACAGAGUCUGCAGAAAGCUAUUCAUGCUCUUUCGCAAACCACCUUCGUUGCAAUCGUCACCUCCCCCGUAUUGGCUGUCGUUACCCCGCUUCUCGAGCGAUCUCUGAAUACCCCAUCCACAUCCCAGGAAGUUCUUCGACAAACAGUUGUUGUCGUCGAGAACUUGACAAAGCUUGUCCAUGACCCCAUCGAGGCUCGUGCUUUUCUGCCAAAGCUGAAGCCCGGUGUCAAAGCAGUGAAGGACCGCGCUUCUUUGCCCGAAGUCCGUGAGAUUGCAGCGCGAGCGUUAGACGUUCUCGAGAAGGCCAUGGCGGAUAAAGAUGGCAACAUCGAGAGUGGCGCUAUCGUACGUACCAUGGGAUCCGAUGUGUCGAAGACGAUUGAGAAACAAGUUGCCCUGGUUGGACAUCUGCAGAACUUCCCUGGAGAUGCCGAGGUUUGGGCUCUUGCGAAGAAUUACGUUUCUAAAAUGGUUGCAGAGGUUGUGAAUCAACGAGAGAUGCAACGCAUUCCACAACUCAUUGCGCCCUAUCUAGACCCAUUAAUGAACCCUGGCGACUCUACCAAGGUUACGGAGGGAGUGCACCAAUUCUAUGUGGAAGAGGAUCACCGAAAAUUCGGCCAGCCAAUCAAGGAAGACGAUGGCGAAAUCGAGAUCGUCAAUGCAACUUUUUCCCUCGGCUAUGGUGGCAUGUUGCUGCUGUCACACACAAAUCUUCGACUUCUAAAGGGUCACCGAUACGGGCUCUGUGGUCGAAAUGGUGCUGGUAAAUCCACGCUGAUGAGAAGUAUUGCCGAGGGCAAGCUCGAGGGUUUUCCGCCACCUGACGAAGUGAAGACAUGCUUUGUUGAGCAUAACCAAGGCGAGGAUGCCGAUCUCAGCAUUCUCGAGUUCGUUUCGAGAGAUCCACGAUUCAGGGACGAGAGCCAGGAACGCAUCUCUCAAGUGUUGGAAGAAGUCGGAUUUACUGCCGGGCCAGAAGGCAGGCAGUCAAACCAAGUUGGCUCUUUGUCUGGUGGGUGGAAGAUGAAGCUAGCUUUAGCCCGAGCCAUGCUUAUGCGAGCGGACGUCUUGCUUCUCGACGAACCUACUAACCAUUUAGAUGUUGCAAACGUCAAGUGGCUCCAGGAGUACCUGAAGUCGCACACCGAGAUCACCAGCUUGAUCGUUUCUCACGACUCUGGAUUCCUGGAUGAGGUCUGUACCGACAUCUACCACUACGAGAACAAGAAACUUGUCUGCUACAAGGGUAACUUGGCAGAUUUCGUCAAAGUCAAGCCAGAAGGCAAGAGCUACUACACUCUCUCAUCAUCUAAUGUUCAGUUCAAGUUCCCUCCUCCAGGCAUACUUACCGGAGUCAAGUCGAACACGCGAUCCAUCCUCCGCAUGACCAACUGUACAUACACCUAUCCUGGAUCAUCGAAGCCCUCGCUCUUUGACGCGUCCUGUUCUCUCUCGCUUUCUUCUCGAGUUGCCAUCAUCGGUGCAAAUGGUGCCGGUAAAUCGACGCUCAUUAAGAUCCUCACUGGCGAAGUUAUUCCGCAGGAUGGGAAGGUCGAGAAGCACCCUAAUCUCCGCAUCGGUUACAUCAAGCAACAUGCUCUUGAGCAUGUCGAAAUGCACAUGGAGAAGACGCCAAAUCAGUAUCUUCAGUGGCGUUAUGCCAACGGCGAUGACCGCGAAGUGCUGAUGAAGCAGACGCGUAUCUUAACAGACGCAGACAAGGCGCAGAUGGAGACGCCAAUUGAUAUUGGUGAUGGCAAAGGUCCUCGUAAGAUCGAGGCCUUGAUUGGUCGACAAAAGUACAAGAAGAGUUAUCAGUAUGAGGUUAAAUGGUUGAACAUGCUACCGAAGUUCAACACUAUGAUUUCGCGUGAAACCCUACUUGCCAGAGGCUUCCAGAAGCUGGUCCAGGAGUUUGAUGAUCAUGAGGCUUCUCGCGAGGGUCUUGGCUAUCGUGUUUUGGAGCCUAAAGUCAUCUCGAAGCAUUUCGAGGAUCUAGGGAUGGACCCAGAAAUUGCGAAUCAUAACGAGAUUUCUGGUCUUUCUGGUGGACAGAAGGUUAAGGUGGUGCUUGCUGGGGCCAUGUGGAAUAACCCUCAUCUCCUCGUUCUAGACGAACCGACCAAUUUCCUUGAUCGCGACUCCCUCGGUGGUCUCGCAGUUGCCAUUCGUGACUACAGGGGUGGCGUCAUCAUGAUUUCCCAUAAUGAAGAAUUCGUUGGUGCGCUGUGCCCUGAACAAUGGCACGUUGCCGAGGGUCGUGUUACGCACAAGGGGCAUUUAGCGGUGUCAAUGGACCGCUUCGAAGACUCACGUCCUGGAAGCAGUGUGGCGAGCUCUAAUGUCUCAUCUGCCAAUCCCAGCACGACAGGCACACCGGUCAUGUCGGAGGCCGAGGGCAAGGGAGAUGACAUGAAGUUCAAGGCGAAGAAAAAGAAGAAGAUGACGAGGGCGCAGUUGAAGGAGAGGGAGGUAAGGAGGAGGUUGAGAUAUAUCGAUUGGUUGAAUACUGCAAAGGAUACUCCGAGACCCCCCGACACCGAUGAUGAGGCAUAGAUGGUUCUGUGUUUUGGGUAUGAUAUCUUAGACUUUGAGCAUUGGACGGCGUUUGAAAUAGACUGGUGGUAGCCGGACGGACAAGUAAAUGUGGAAUGGCAUCGAGCUCAGGGAUAGACGAGCAGAUUUCUUCAACAGUAGAGUUUUCUGCAAAAGAUUUCCUUGAGUCCCAAUUUGUUACUGGUGAGUACCACAUCGAUUCGUAACCUCGAGUCUGUAUUUCGUUGCACAUUUACGCUUUUCUGUGUGGUUAUAUAUGUGUUUAUUUAUUUCUCACCACGAGUAGAAUCUGCUGUGAACAGC
This is a messenger RNA of Lindgomyces ingoldianus, 3955 nucleotides long. RefSeq names its product elongation factor 3. The record is from RefSeq and is a predicted model, not a curated record. Gene Ontology annotation, molecular function: ATP hydrolysis activity; ATP binding. Lineage: Eukaryota; Fungi; Ascomycota; Dothideomycetes; Pleosporales; Lindgomycetaceae. Bases 290 to 3652 code for a protein of 1120 amino acids. The transcript has 4 exons.